Molecule: messenger RNA, 1364 nt
Organism: Mangifera indica (mango)
Lineage: Eukaryota; Viridiplantae; Streptophyta; Magnoliopsida; Sapindales; Anacardiaceae
Product: myb family transcription factor IPN2-like
Exons: 6
Coding region: 134-1150 (338 amino acids)
Molecular function (GO): DNA binding; DNA-binding transcription factor activity
Source: RefSeq, a predicted model, not a curated record
GCCAUAAGCCAUAAGCGGUCAUCUUCUUUCCCUCUCCUUCAAGAACGCACCCAAUUCUUCCCUAUUUGCAUCGCAUUUGUUCUUGAAUCUCUUGGUCUUCUCAGAGAGAGAAAUAGAGAAAGAGAAAGAGAGAAUGUUCCAACACAAGAAGCCCUCUAUUAUGAAUUCUCAUGAUAGGCACAUGUGUGUUCAAGGUGACUCUGGCCUUGUCCUCACCACUGACCCCAAGCCUCGUCUCCGUUGGACUGUUGAGCUCCAUGAACGCUUUGUUGAUGCUGUUGCUCAACUUGGAGGCCCUGACAAGGCCACUCCAAAAACUAUCAUGAGAGUUAUGGGUGUGAAGGGGCUUACACUUUACCACCUAAAGAGCCAUCUUCAGAAAUUCAGGCUUGGAAAGCAACCUCACAAGGACUUCAAUGAUCACUCCAUAAAGGACGCUUCAGCAUUAGAUCUUCAAAGAAACACUGCAUCUUCAUCUGCCGUGAUAAGCCGCAGUAUGAAUGAGAUGCAAAUGGAGGUUCACAGAAGACUUCAAGAACAACUAGAGGUGCAGAGACACCUUCAAUUACGAAUUGAGGCUCAGGGAAAAUACAUGCAAUCGAUUUUGGAGAAAGCUUGUCAAACCCUAGCAGGUGAAAUCAUUAAUGCCCCAGGAAGUCAUAAAGGAAUGCCAAAUCAUGGAACUCCUGACGUAGGAACAAUGAAAGAGUUUUGUCUUCCUGUCAAUUUUCCACCAUUUCAAGACCUUAACAUUUAUGGCGGUGAACAGCUUGAUCUCCAACACAACAUGGAGAGGCCAUCGCUUGAUGGGUUCAUGGCAAAUGAUGAUGGCCUUUGUCUUGGAAAGAAGAGGCCUAGCCCUUAUUGUGGCAGCGGCAAGAGUCCUUUGAUUUGGUCUGAUGAUCAGAGGUUGCAAGAUUUGGGACCAGCACCAACUUUUCUUGGACCUCAAGAUGAUCCUUUCAAGGUCGGUGAUCAGAUUCAAAUUGCACCUCCUUCUACCGAUCUCAAUUCGAUCUCCAAUAUGUAUGAAACAAAACCGGUGCUUUCAGGAGAUACCAUUAGUAUUGAUCAGAAGAAAUUUGAAGCACCAACAAUAGCUAAGCUUGAAAGGCCAUCAUCAAGAACCCAAUUUCGACUGAAAGGAUGAAUCCUAUGAUGAAUAAUGGUGCCAUGUCCCACGGAAGAAAUUCACCAUAUGGAUGAGUCUUAACUUAAGUCCUGACUUAAUUAGGGUCUGGUACAUCUUGAAGAUUUAGCAAUUUAAAUUAGGGUUUCCUGGAUCCCCUCUGAUAUAUGCCAGGCAUGACAUGGCAAACAAAUCCCACAUCUACAUUAUUAGUGACUUAAUAAAUAUUUACACA